AUGGCUCCGUUGCCACCACUCAACCAACUUCUGGAGUACGGCGAAGAUUCAGCCUAUGCGUCGACGUUUGGUUCCGACGUCACUCCAGAACAUGAGCUCGAACUCUCAACAAAUAAGGUACUGCUGGCGCAGAGUCCUAUGGUAGAGAACUUCAGCACCACAAUGGACGCAAUGGAAACGGACAUGCAUGAAUUGGCGGAAUUAAGCCUCAGAGCCUAUCGAGUCAUGAAAGUGGCCAGUGUCCCUUUAACUGAUGAGCUGCAAGAAAUGACCCAAUCUACUCUCAAAGUUCUUGCCAGGAUCGUGACAGUGAACGGAGCCUCUGUUACUAGCAACCAAAGGUCCGACUCUCCGUCCAGCAUAUAUGACAGCCGACAAACUUCCAUUGGUCUCGUGCUACAGGCCAUCUCGGUUUGUGAGCAAAUUUACAACUCAUUCGUGCACGCCUGUUCAGCACUUCGCAGCGAGCUGGAAGCCCAAUCUGAGCCCGGAAUCGAUAGCAAUAGCAGCGAAAACGACGCCGGGACGUCCGAUGCACAGGCCGUCAUGACGGUAGAGCUUAUCAACUAUCUCUUCGAGAAGCUGAGCCGCAGCCAUAGACAACUCCUUUCUAUAGAGCUCACCACGAUCGAACCCUACACAUCCUCCUCCUCAAGUAUCAUUCAGGAUGAUCCAAGCCCGGAUGGAGCAUCUAUGACAAGUGGUGUCACUGUGUCACCCACACCAACGUGCGGUAGCCCGGCUACUCUGAUACCAGUUAUGAUACAAAGAGCUCAGGGAAAACACACGCAGCUCCAUGCCUGUAUUCAGAAUAUCAGAGACUUAACUCGGCAAAAGGACAAUAUAGAACAAUAG
Molecule: messenger RNA, 855 nt
Organism: Clonostachys solani
Lineage: Eukaryota; Fungi; Ascomycota; Sordariomycetes; Hypocreales; Bionectriaceae
Source: the annotation of a GenBank genome assembly